Macrobrachium nipponense is the source of this 1195-nucleotide messenger RNA. RefSeq names its product luciferin sulfotransferase-like. Gene Ontology annotation, biological process: sulfation. The record is from RefSeq and is a predicted model, not a curated record. NCBI's taxonomy places the organism in Eukaryota, Metazoa, Arthropoda, Malacostraca, Decapoda, Palaemonidae. Bases 64 to 996 code for a protein of 310 amino acids. Gene Ontology annotation, molecular function: sulfotransferase activity. Gene Ontology annotation, cellular component: cytoplasm. The transcript is spliced from 7 exons.
CUCGGUGACUGUAAUCAGACGGUGUAGGUCGUUCUUCUAGAAAACGGGCCAUAAAGAACAGCCAUGACCACGCAGAGGGAAAUUCCGGUCAGCUACGAAGACCGGGACAAUUUUCUGAACUUCGGAAAGGUGGUGAUCGUUAAACCAAGUGACACGAUGCUGCCGGCUGGUUACAAAAAAUUUGCCAACGCCAUCUACAACUUCGAGUACAGGAGAGAUGAUGUCUGCUUGUUCACUUUUCCUAAGAGCGGGACCGGACGCCACAUUGGGGAAAUCGAGAGGGCGCUGACCGAGAGUCUUAAUAACAGAGUUUACUUUGUUGAUAAUGAUUUUAUGCAUCGUUUCAAAGAGGACGACUACAGGUUAAAGUUGAAGAACUUGUGUCCAGACGCAAAGGAAGAUGAUGGUCUGGUGCUGCAGUUGGCAGCCCUGGAAAAAGGACGUCGCUUAAUUUGGAGUCAUCUGUCUUUUGAUCUCCAGAAUCCAGAUGUCCUCGAUAAAUGUAAACGUCUAGAGAAGCUUCAGCAGUUUCUUAAAUAUGUUGGUUCCCUAUAUUUUAGUGCAUUAAAAACUUUUGGAAAUGCCAGUCUUCCACUUAUAGCAGAGACAUUCCUAAGUGGGAAAGCGAUCUACGGGAGUUACUGGCAUCACGCCAACGAGGCUUGGAAAAGGAGGGACCAUCCCAACUUGCACAUCAUGUUCUACGAGGAUAUGAAAGCGGACAUCAUGGCUGAGCUUAGGAAGCUGAACGAAUUCUUGGGGACGAAUCUUACCGAGGAUCAGCUUAAGAAGGUAGCAGAACACACUAACUUCAACAAUAUGAAGGAAAACCCUACGAUGGCUCCCAACAGCGUCGACUUCAAAGGGUCCUUCUUUCACACGGGAAAAGUCGGGUCAUCCAAGGGACAACUCUCGCCAGAACUUGACGCUCGGGUGGAUGCAUGGGUCAAGGAAAAUGCUUCGAAACUGGACCCUGCCUUCAAGUACGCCUUUUAAGGUCAAAUUUUGAAAGGACUGGGAAUUCUGAUAAUCUGAGUCAUUGUGUAGGUGCUUUGACCCUGUUGAAGAACUGAAAUUUGAAAGCUAAACUUGUUUAGUAAAAGAUGUCUGAACAAAUUUGUUUCAUGUAUUUUUUCACCCUUUUGGGCAGCGAUACAACCUGACACUUCCCUUCAUCAGCAAAAGAUAUUUUCUC